Molecule: messenger RNA, 1557 nt
Organism: Aspergillus wentii DTO 134E9
Lineage: Eukaryota; Fungi; Ascomycota; Eurotiomycetes; Eurotiales; Aspergillaceae
Exons: 7
Coding region: 1-1557 (518 amino acids)
Molecular function (GO): monooxygenase activity; heme binding; oxidoreductase activity, acting on paired donors, with incorporation or reduction of molecular oxygen
Source: RefSeq, a predicted model, not a curated record
AUGGGCUUGGUAGCCGAAAUCCCCGCCCAAACCAUUUUCUAUGGAGGAAUUACUCUCCUAGCCUUGGGCCUUGUGAUAAACAAGCUCUUUGCCAUUCACAGAGCCCUCAAAUCUCCACUAUCUGGCAUCCCCGGACCGUGGUACGCGCCUUACACAACAAUACACCUUCGCUACGGCUUUGCCAAUGGCACGAUCUGGAAGAUGGUUGAAAAGAACCAUCGUAAGUAUGGUAGUAUCUUCCGUUUAGGUCCGCGCCAGAUUUGGAUCGCCGAUAAGGAGGCUAUGCAUCGGAUUCUGCAGACGAUCGAUCUGCCCAAAGCCAGCAUGUAUGCGGAGAUAUCGAGAGAUAGAUUCAGCCCGGGCCUUUUUGGGGAGAUUCGACCGGAACCGCAUAAGCACCUGAAAAGAUUUUUGAAUCCUGCAUUCACGAUAAACUAUGUUGACAAUCUGAAUCCAUUCUUUGCGACAUCGAUCAAAGAUUUGAUUUCGGGGUAUGCUGCCCAGAUUGACGCGAAGAAGCAUCAAAAAGGGUAUCUCUACAAGACGGAUCUCAUGGAUGACCUACAUAAACUAGCUCUAGAUAUAAUGGGAGAAUGCUCAUUCGGGCAUGGGUUCGGACAAGUCAACCCCGAAAAGAAGAUUGAUUCUGAUCUAGAUGAAAAUGUGUGGCGGUCUAUUCCGCAUAAUUUCUUCUCGGGAAUGACCAAGAGAUACCAGAUGGUAUACGUCAAACGCUUGUUCCGUAGCCUGGGGCUGGAAAUGAAAUUCGACUGGCCUUCACAGAUGAUCACGGCCAUAAAAGCAAUCAUCGAUAAGCGAAAGAAUUCAGGAAUCGACCGCCCUGAUCUUCUCCAACACCUCAUCACGGACGGAGAAAAGGCUGAUACUAGAGUAAGAAUGAACGCUCGAGACGUGACAGAUCAAAUGUCCGAAGUUCUUCUGGCAGGCUCCGAAACCACAUCGAGCACCAUCGCCUGCUUAUUCCUGGAACUACUUCGAACACCAGCGGCGAAAAAGAAGCUAUUAGCAUCGCUCCCAGUCCUCAAACCCAACGAUCUUAUCAUUGGUAGCAAAGACAUCCGUACUGACCCGAAAUUUGAAUACCUGGAUGCCUGUAUCAAGGAAGCCCUUCGUUUGCAUCCCAUUGCAUCGGAGAUGGGUCGUCGAACAGGCAAGGAAUGGGUGAAUUUGAUGGGCUAUAAUCUGCCGCCAGGUACAGUCGUCUCUGCAUCAUACCGCAACCUGCAUCGGAAUCCGGAGUUUUGGCCCCAGCCAAUGCGAUAUUGGCCCGAGAGAUGGUUGGAAGGGAGUGCAAGAGAGGGCGCACCUGAGCCUGAUGUGCGGGCAUACUUUCCUUUCUCUUCUGGGAAGCACGCGUGUAUUGGAAAGAACUUUGCAUGGGCUGAAAUGCAAAUGGUCGUUGCGAACCUCUUCUCAAGAUUCGACUUCACCGAGGUUCAAGGCCAGGACAUUGAUUUCCGACAGUAUAUCACCAUGCAGUUUAGCAAGGGGACUUGGAAGGUUAUGCUUACGCCGAGGUAUCAUGUAACGGCAUGA